AUGACUUCAAACGUUGAUAUUCACAAAUAUGAAGUUCAACGAAAAAAACUUUUGCUUCAUAUUAUUAAGUCUAAAAAAAGAUUGUUGUUUUUAAAACAAUGCAAGUCACUUGAUUAUAUUCCAAUGGGUCUUCGCAUUAAACAGCAUUAUCAUUUUCCUGGUUCAAACAAUUUGUAUAAAGGAUUUAAUCGAGAUGUGCUUGAAUCGACUAUCACCUCAACAAUCGAAAACGUCGAAUCUCUUCGAAGUGAACUCGCCAAAAUCACUUCUGAGCUUGAAAAAAUGGAUCGAUUGCCACCAUCUUCAUUUAAAGCUACUCGACAAUUAGCUACGACUAUAUCUAGGCGGCAUUCUAAAAAGAUCAAUCGAUUCUUUUAUUCGUCACCAAGUCCAGAAUCACCUGAGAAUCAAUAUUGCAUGACUUCUAUUGAAUUACCCAAUCAGAUGACACCGAAACAACUCUGUAAUAAGCGGGAAGAUACUCUUCUGAGGCGUGUGCGUGUACAAGCAUCUAUUCGAUUUUUGGAGGAUUGUAUUGGCCGACAAUUUAUUCCAAACUCUAUUCGUAUUAGACGAUCUCACAGGUUGAUGAUCUCAAAUCAACUCUAUGAUAAAUUUAAUAGAACAUUAUGCUUAGCGAUCAUAGAUGCAAAAAAAAAGUAUGCUAAUCGUAUGAACGAUUUUCUUCAAAACAUUGAUAAAACUCUAAAUGACGAAGGCAAUCUACUUCGACCAUGGUGUACAGAUAAUUGUAAUGGAGUUAAAUACUUGAAAGACAAAUUGGACGCAAAAUACAAGCAAAAAUUAUCCAAAUUGCCCACUCAUAAUACCAGUUCAGUAGAUGCAGAAAAGUCAAAUACGAUUGAAUAUAACUCAAUUAAACAAUCCAAUAGUUCAACAACGGAUGGAAUUGUUCAACAAGAUACGUCUGUAAACAACAACAGUUUAACAGGCGCUAAUCUACCGCCUACUACUACAAAUGAUGACGAGUCCAGUUCUUCGAAUGGUUCUACGUUGCCUCCUCUCGUCUACAACUUUUCUAGCAGAAAACUGGAGAAAUCAGAAAUCAGUCUUCUCUUAAAAGGUCUUGGCUUUUCACCUAUUGAACCAUCGAAUCACUUUCAAGUAGCAUGUUCUGUUCGCGAUUUUACUCGUUCUGUUCGUCUAGCGAUUAUACACGAAUAUUCGGAAAAACCUAAGCCAAAAUUCUUUGUUAAGUCACAAUUUAUACCUACAGUUUGUAAGGAUGAUAAAGUGGAGGCUUACCUUAGCGAACUUGAAAAAAAAUCGGACGAACAUAUACCAAAACAAUCUACUCAGCGCAAUUUGACAAGGGCUGAAAAAAAAUCAUUAAAAAGUCUUCGAUGUGAUUCCAGCAUUGUUAUGAAAUCUGCCGACAAGAGUCAAGCUUUUGUAAUAAUGGAUAAAGGUUAUUAUUCAGCAAAAGUAAAGGCAAUGCUUUCUGACGACAAUUAUUAUAUUUCUGACGGAUCAGAAUAUCAUUAUCGAGAAACUAUUAAAAAAGUGAUUAGAUUAGCUAAACGAUCCAAUCUAGAUAGAAAUAUAAAGCGUUACAUUUAUGAAUAUGAUGUACAAACACCAUUGUUCUAUGCAUUACCAAAAAUUCACAAGUCGAAGUUAAUUGAAAAUUUACUCAAAGAACAAAAUUCAUCGACACGUGUAUUAGAAAUGAAUGAUCCACCUGAUGAUUUACCAUUUCGUCCUAUUGUUGCGUCGACCAACGGGCCAACUCAACAACUCUCUCGGCUAUUGGACGGUUUACUUCGACCAUAUCUAUGCAAAGUUCAAAGUUACAUAGAAAGUUAUGAAGAUUUUCUGGAUAAAAUAUCUUCACACCGAAAAGUGACUUCGAAUACCUUACUGUGCACAUUUGACAUAAAGGAUUUAUACACUAACAUCGAUCAUGCAUUAACUGUCAAAGCUAUUCGUUAUUGGAUUAAAAGUGAUCCUGCUUUGUUAGAAACAGGUGCAAAAAACGUUUAUAUGUCUAUAGUCGAGUGUAAGAAAUUCAUCAUCGAAGCGUUAGAAAUUAUUUUGGAUAAUAAUAUUUUUAUGUUUGAUGGUACCUAUUAUAAACAAAUUAAAGGUAUUGCCAUGGGUUCAUCAAUAGCCCCGACAAUAGCUAAUUUGACCAUUGGCUACCUUGAAAUAAAUCUGUACGAAAACGUGAAAGAAAGGAUGGGUGAAGAUAUACAUUCGUAUAUUAAGGAACACUGGUAUCGUUAUAUUGAUGAUUGUCAACUUCUUUGGCCUUUUGGUAACGAAAACCUUGUUGUUUUUACCAAUAUAUUAAACGAGUUAAAUGAAGCAAUUAAAUUUGUACGUGAAGAGAACACGCAGAAACUUCCAUUUCUUAAUAUUAUGCUUUAUAUUAAAAAUAAUCAGCUCGAAUUCGAUAUUUAUCACAAGCCAACGCAUACAUUUGCUUAUAUAGAUUUUCGUUCAGCUCAUCCUCGACAUGUUAAACGCAUGCUACCAUAUACUUUAGCAUCAAUGAUAAAAAAAAUAGUUACGAACGAUGAAAGAUAUCGCCGUCGUAUAACUGAAAUGCGUAAUCAUCUAAUAUCACGGGGUUAUCCGUCGCGUCUUAUCGAUGAUGCCAUAAACAAAAUGAAAAAUGAAAAUAGCAAAGAAGCACCAACCUCACCUUCUAUACGUUUCUUAAACUUUCGAGUUGUUUAUAAUCCGAACAAUCCUGAUCUAUAUUCAGAUGUAUCCACUCAACUGCCGAUUGCACUUGGCGAAAGAGCUAGCACGUUCCGGACACGCAAAGUCAAUAAACAGUCAGCCAAUUUAAAACGAAUCUUAACAUCAAAUAAAUUCUAUCACGAAUCUCAGCCUCCUUCAAGCUCUCCAAAGAAGUGUCAGCAACGUGGAUGUAAAAUGUGCGAACGAAUAAUUGACACGCCAAUCGACGAAAAUAUUCGAUGCAAUGCUACACUUGAUUGUCAUUCUCGGUUUGUUGUUUAUGAAAAGAGCUGUAAACACUGUAAAAAGCAUUCAAUUAAUCAUAUCGACUCGUUAUUUAAAGACAAAACGCCUUGUGAUUGUGGUAAUGCAAAUACUCAAUUUUUUCCAUUUCAUAAAAUGAACACAAAUAAUCCAGUAGAUAGGGAAGUAUGGUUGAAUAUGUUUGGUCCUGGUAAAGUUAGAAAAUAA
Messenger RNA from Rotaria socialis, 3180 nucleotides. Lineage: Eukaryota; Metazoa; Rotifera; Eurotatoria; Philodinida; Philodinidae. The record is from the annotation of a GenBank genome assembly.